AUGCCGCCUCCCUUCCCAACCACGCACCGCGGGAUGACCAAGAACCCGCAACGGCCGGCGCGAUACCGACCUGGGAAGGCAGUGCCAGAGGAACCCUCGUCCGAAGAAGAGGAAGAGGAAGAGGAGCAGGACGAGGAAGAAAUCCGGCGGGAACAAGAGCGGAAAAGACUCGAGCAACAGAGACGAAAACAAGCGGCACCAAAAGCGACGUCAUUUCCCGGGGCGAAGGCGGUUACACAAGGCGUGAAGGACGUGAAGAUUCAGCAGGAAGAGAGUGAUGAGGAGGGGUUUGUCACGGAUGAAGAAGACGAGGGUGAAGACAGUACGCCUGCUGCUGCGCCUCGUGAGGCGGGGGCAGGACAGAUAGCGGAGCCCGCUGCGAAAGAAGAGGAAGACGAAGAAGAGAGUGAAGAAGAGGAAAGCUCCGAAGAAGAAAGCAGCUCCGAAGACGAAGCGCCCAAGCGCGUCCUCCUGCGCCCAACCUUCAUCAAAAAAGACAAGCGCGGCAGCGCCCCAACAGACGCAAGCACCAGCAUCGCCGACUCAACCGCCGAGUCCGAAGCGCGCAAAGCCCAGCGCCAGGAAAAAGCCGACGCCCUGGUCCGCGAGCAGAUCGAAAAAGACGCCAUCGCACGCAGCUCCGCAAACAAAGCCUGGGACGACGACGAAGCAAUGGCAAACGAGGAAGCCGAAAUCGACGACACAGACAACAAGGACCCCGAGGCCGAGUACGCGGCAUGGAAACUCCGCGAGCUGAAGCGCAUCAAGCGCGAGCGCGAGGCCAUCGAAGCCGCCGAGAAAGAACGCGAGGAGGUCGAGCGCCGCCGGAACCUCACCGCCGAAGAGCGCGAGCGCGAAGACCAGGAGUUCAUCGCGAAGCAGAAGGAGGAGCGGGAUGCGACGCGCGGCCAGACGGGGUUCAUGCAGCGGUACUUCCACAAGGGGGCGUUCUUCCGGCCGGAUCUGGAGAAGGAGGGGCUCGAUAAGCGGAAUGUGAUGGGGGCGCGGUUCGUCGACGAUGUCUCGCGCGAGACGCUACCGCAGUACAUGCAGAUCCGGGAUAUGACGAAACUAGGGAAGAAGGGACGCACGCGGUACAAGGAUCUCCGGUCUGAGGAUACGGGGCGCUUUGGCGAUGGGUACAGUAAUCGGCGGCGCCAGGAUGCGCCGGUGGGGAUUACGGACGAGCGCUUCAUGCCUGAUCGUGGGGAUGCGGGGCCUAAGGGGCCUACUGGUGCGAAUGCGUCUGUUGUUAGGCAGAGGCGUAGGUCUAGGUCGCGGUCUAGGUCGCGGUCACCGAGACGGGAUCGAAGACGGGAUCGCAGUGACAGUCGGGAUGGGCGCAGGGACCGCUCUCGCUCCGGGGAUAGAUAUCGACCUGAUACGAGCAGUCGCAGGAAGAGGAGCCCUUCGCCUUAUGAUGAUCGAGAUAAGAGGAGGCGCAUGAGGAGUGUCUCUAGGUAG
Molecule: messenger RNA, 1464 nt
Organism: Aspergillus mulundensis
Lineage: Eukaryota; Fungi; Ascomycota; Eurotiomycetes; Eurotiales; Aspergillaceae
Product: microfibrillar-associated 1 family protein
Exons: 1
Coding region: 1-1464 (487 amino acids)
Biological process (GO): mRNA splicing, via spliceosome
Cellular component (GO): U2-type spliceosomal complex
Molecular function (GO): RNA binding
Source: RefSeq, a predicted model, not a curated record